CGGCGAUGAAAUUGAGUUAGACAUUGAAGCUUUAGACAAUGAGACUCUGUGGGAGCUUGAUCGUUUUGUUACUAACUACAAAAAGAUGGCAAGCAAAAUCAAGCGGCAAGGGUUUAUCCAGAAUGCGUCAACCCCACCAAGAAAUCUGCCUAUGGUGACAGAAAUGGGAAAUGCUGAGAAGAGAGGGAGGAAAGGAGGGGAGGCAGGAGAAGAAGAUGUAGACAUUGGAGAAGAUAUACCCAUUGAGGAUUAUCCAUCAGUAGAGAUUGAGAGGGAUGGUACAGCCGCUGCUGUGAGUGGUGGAUCUAGUUCUUCUGGCAGCUCUAGUUCCAGUGGCAGUUCUUCGUCUAGUGAUUCGGAGUCAGGAAGUUCAUCAGGAAGUGAUUCUGAUGCGGAUAGUGUCCAAUCUCCAUUUGUGGAGGCAAAAGAAGCUCCUUAAUAACACUGUUGAGGAAGAAACUCGUAGAACGUAUUACCUUCCUUUGCUUGAACGCACAUUGAUAUAAGCAAGACAAGAAUCGGAGUAUCUGGAGGAGGUGGAACUUUGGUGUAAAGGGAAAUGAGGAUGGAAACUCGAAAGAAAAGAUUUUGAGUGUUAGGGAAAGAGUAGAUAGAGAGAAAAAUGUAAAGGGUAGUUUAGAGAUCUCUAGGUUGAGCAAGAAGUGGAAGAGUUUUUCUUUUUCUCUUUCAGAUAAAGUUUCUUUAGUUCCUUUAGAUUAUUGGUGACACCAUGAACAGAGGUUUGAGAGUGAGGGUUUGUUUGUUCCUUUUUGUCUUGUUCUCAUUCGGGAAGAAUGAAGAAGUUGGUACGAAGAAAGAACAAUGUAAUGGAAAAUGCGUUAUGGUUGGAAGAUAAAAGAAAUA
Messenger RNA from Camelina sativa (false flax), 864 nucleotides. The record is from RefSeq and is a predicted model, not a curated record. Lineage: Eukaryota; Viridiplantae; Streptophyta; Magnoliopsida; Brassicales; Brassicaceae.